Synchiropus splendidus (mandarinfish) is the source of this 2413-nucleotide messenger RNA. It is a transcript of the gene glyctk, whose product is annotated as glycerate kinase. NCBI's taxonomy places the organism in Eukaryota, Metazoa, Chordata, Actinopteri, Syngnathiformes, Callionymidae. The record is from RefSeq and is a predicted model, not a curated record. Bases 795 to 2360 code for a protein of 521 amino acids. Gene Ontology annotation, molecular function: glycerate kinase activity. Gene Ontology annotation, biological process: protein phosphorylation. The transcript is spliced from 6 exons. Gene Ontology annotation, cellular component: cytoplasm.
CCCGCGAUAUAUUUUAUCGCGAGAACUGAAUUAUCCCACGCGUUACAGCUUUAUUUUUAAUGUCUUGGAUCCUUUGCCGGUUCAAUUGUUCAUCUAGUUGGCGUAGUGACCGAUUACAGGUAGCUGUUGAACGUAGUCACCUUCGCCGAAACGAGGGGUAACGGCGUUGCCUUCCAUUGAUCUGGACGACCUUCCACAUGGAGUUUAUUGUUGUAGGUUAAGGGUCUGAUAAUGACAGGGUUAUAUCGUGACGGCAAGUGCACAUCGUUUCCCUAUGCAUGCGAUCGUGGAUCGACCCAUGAAGAAGAAAACGAGCGGCCGAAUGACCGUAUAAAGGUAUGAACACGUGUUUCAGAAUUAACACUACAGUCGUAUUGGUGUCUCGGUCGUGUGUGGUUGUCUGAAUAAACGUGCUGUGUGGUGGACUGGAAACCUGCCCAGGAUGUCCCCACCUCUCCCUCCCACAAAUGAGAGAAUAUGAACAUGACAUGUUUGUAUUUAUACCUAACACUGUAAAUCUGGGAAUGUCCAUUGGCUUUGUUGAAAUAUUGAAUCGACCACCACCAACAAUUUAUUUGAUGCUGUUUUUCAAAAGUCUGCGAUGGAUAAGAAUUAAUGACUAAGCCUGUUUUCUGGACUGUUGCGUUACACAGUCAAUCAUUACUCACAGGGUACACAACUCCAUUUAGUCCAAGUUCAGGUUUUUGGUACACCGACCGCUCGACUGGAGCGCUCUCAUUUCCACAGGCUUUAUAUCCCAUUCAACACAUUCACAGGCACUUUCUUCUCUGACCAUGGCACGUGUUCUCUCGCUUCUACGACAUCGGCCGGUCCUCACUUUUAUGGGGAACCUGCACCCUCAACUUUGCGAAAUGUCACUGGACUGUCGGGCCAGAGACGUGUUUGCAGCAGCAGUGGAGGCCGUGCAGCCCGACAUUGUGGUCAGGCAGAGUGUGCAGCGCAAAGACGACAGCGUCAUAAUCGACGGCCACACAUUUUUGCUCAAGCACAACCUGCACUUGGUGGGUUUUGGAAAAGCUGUGCUGGGAAUGGCGAAGGAGGCAGAGAGAAUUAUUGGCGAGCAUUUGGUCAGAGGAGUGAUUAGCGUUCCACAUGGGAUCCAGCAGACACUGAAGCAGCAUGGAAAACAGCAUUUGUUGUUGAAAGAAAACAGUCGCAUUGAAGUGAUGGAGGGAGCCAGACACAAUCUGCCUGACGCCGACGCACAACAGGCGGCAAGCAUGAUCAAAGAGCUGGCGAGUAAACUCACCGAGGGAGACUUGCUGCUGGUGCUUAUUUCAGGUGGAGGGUCUGCACUGUUGCCCGCUCCGAAACCACCCAUCACACUGCAGGAGAAGCAUGACGUUACCAGAAAGCUUGCAGCCGCUGGCGCCACCAUCCAGGAGUUGAACACUGUGCGCCGAGCUCUCUCGCUGUUAAAGGGUGGAGGACUUGCUCGAAGUGCUUAUCCUGCUCAGGUAAUUGCUCUGAUACUUUCUGAUGUCAUCGGGGACCCUCUUGACCUGAUCGCCAGUGGACCCACAGUGUACAGUGACAUUUGGCCCGAGGAAGUUCUGUCAGUGCUGGACCGGUACAAGGUACUGGAGUGCGCUCCUGCCUCUGUAAAGGAUGUUCUUGGAAAGCUGAAGACGCCCCGUGCGGGGAGCAAAGAUUCAGUGAAUCAGACGGAUCAUGUUCUCAAUGCUGUGAUAGGUUCUAACAGCGUAGCCCUCCAGAGUGCUGGGCAGCGUGCUGGGGAACUGGGUUUCCAGUCCGUGGUGCUAUCACCAGGAGUGUGUGGAGAUGUGAGGUCUGUGGCACGUCUCUACGGCCUCCUGUCGCGAUUUGCAUGCUCCCCAGAGGAACCAGCACCGGAGAUUGCAGCGGAACUUCUAAGGCUGGGACCUGAGGUCGGAGUGGAGAGUUGGGAUUUGUGCCGGACCAUGCAGGUUCUGGAGACAUGGCGUACCGAGGAAUGUCAGCCAAUGUGCCUGCUGGCAGGUGGUGAACCCACAGUAGAGCUAGUGGGUAAAGGCGUGGGAGGUCGCAAUCAGGAACUGGCCUUGAGAGUGGGUUUGGAGCUUCGAGACGUGCCGCACAGCCCGGUCUUUCUUAGCGGUGGAACUGAUGGUCAGGAUGGACCCACCGAGGCAGCUGGAGCAGUCACUGACGGAGGAUUGUGUGAAGAGGCCAGGGCUCAGGAACUGGAUGUCAACACAUUCUUAGCUGACAACGAUUCCUUCACUUUCUUUUCGCGUCUCUCUGCAGGUCAGCGUUUGCUGCUGCCUGGUUUAACCUGCACAAAUGUGAUGGAUGUUCAAAUACUGCUCAUUCCACCCAGACCCAUUCAGAUCAAAUAAGAUGCUUGAAAUUAGCAUCACCUCUGUUGACAUGUGAAUAAAAUUCAUCUACC